AUGGGUUUGAAGACAUGGCAGAUUAUGGCAUUGCUGCCUGUCUUGGCAGCUCUGCUACUCGUCUUUGUGGAUAUUCCUUUCAAGCGUUCUGCAAGUGAGUGCAGCCUUUAUCCUCACGCCCACUUUUGGAUAGCUAGCAAGCGGAUUGUUACCCCAAAUGGAGUCAUCUCUGGUGCAGUGGAAAUCAGAGGAGAAAAAAUAGCAUCCCUAGUUGAAGGAGACCAUUGGCAAAGCAUUGUCAAGAGUCAGCAAGUAAUUGACUACGGCGAUGCUGUUAUCAUGCCUGGGUUGAUCGAUGUACAUGCACAUCUUGAUGACCCGGGUAGGGAAGAUUGGGAAGGAUUUCCUUCAGGAACAAGAGCAGCUGCUGCAGGUGGUAUUACAACAUUGAUUGACAUGCCUCUGAAUAGUUUUCCAUCUACUGUUUCUGCGGAAACUCUUGCUCUCAAGCUCCAAGCUGCUGCUGGAAGGAUAUAUGUUGAUGUUGGUUUUUGGGGGGGCCUGGUACCAGAAAAUGCUAUGAACACAAGUACUCUGGAUGAUCUUCUGAAAGCUGGAGUUCUUGGACUUAAGUCCUUUAUGUGUCCUUCUGGGAUCAAUGACUUUCCUAUGACAAAUAUUAGUCAUAUUAAGGAAGGACUUAUUACACUAGGAAAAUAUAGAAGGCCUCUACUUGUGCAUGCUGAAAUUCCACAAGAUCAGGAAGACAACUCAGAGCAUGAAGAUGGUUCCAGAGACCCUAGGUCUUACGCUGUAUAUCUGAAAUCAAGGCCUGCUUCUUGGGAGGAGGCAGCUAUUAGAGAUCUUUUGACUGUAUCUUCAGACACAAGGAUUGGAGGCGCUGCAGAAGGAGCUCAUCUUCACAUUGUUCAUCUGUCAGAUGCAAGAUCUUCACUGGAGCUCAUUAAGGAAGCAAAGAAGAGAGGUGAUAGUGUGACUGUUGAAACAUGCCCCCACUAUCUGGCAUUUGCUGCUGAAGAGAUUCCAGAUGGAGACACUCGCUUUAAGUGUGCUCCCCCAAUCCGCGAUGCUGCUAAUAGAGAAAAACUAUGGGGUGCAUUGAUGGAGGGGGAUAUUGACUUCUUAAGCUCAGAUCAUUCUCCGUCUGUGCCAGAACUCAAACUUUUCAAUGAAGGUGAUUUCUUGAGGGCAUGGGGUGGCAUAUCUUCUUUGCAGUUUGUUCUCCCUGUGAGUUGGUCAUUUGGGAAAAGAUAUGGGAUUUCUUUGGCGCAAUUAGCUUCAUGGUGGAGUGAGAGGCCAGCCAAAUUCUCUGGGUUAACCACCAAGGGAGAAAUUGUUGUUGGAUAUCAAUCAGAUUUUGUCGUGUGGGAACCAGAAACAGAAGUUAAUCUGGAUGAUAAUCAUCCUGUAUUUCACAAGCACCGGAAUAUCUCUGCCUACAUGGGAUCAGGGCUCUCAGGGAAAAUAUUGGCCACUUUUGUGAAGGGGAACCUCGUGUUUAAGGAAGGAAAGCAUGCUCUCGCAUGCGGAUCCACAAUCCUUGCAAAGGAAGUUCUGCGUUGUGUCGACUGUCAAACGGGGCUAACAACUACAUUGCUUUACCACCUAUUACAAUACACCUGCAUUUCAAGAGAGCCGGUGGAAGGCACUCACGAUAUAAAAGUUUGGCGUGGGAGGCACUCGGGACAGAAAAAGUUCGGGAAGCAGUACAGCUCAUCUCAAAACUCCAUACAUACAAAUUCAAAUUCUUCCAUGAACCUCCACCACCACCACCAUCAUCACAGCCUCAUCACUCUCCAUAAACCGCCACCUUACCUUACAUUCUUCAGCCGCCGGAAAACCAUCAGACGUCAUCUCGUUUGCUUCUCCUCCGACUCGACUCAUAAGCUCAAACUUGCCCAAUCACUCCAAUCCGAAACCCUCCAGAUUCUAGAAUGGCCCGCCGUCUGUGCCCAGCUUUCCGCUUUCACCUCCACUUCCAUGGGACUCGCCGCGGCCCAAUCGGCCAGGAUUCCUUUGGGAAGAAGCCCAGAAGAGAGCAAGACCCUUCUGGCUCAGACCACUGCCGCGUUGGGCAUUCCUCAGCGGCUGGAUUUCUCCGGGAUCAAGGACGUUUCGCCCAUUCUUGAGUCUGCCGUCGCUGGUAAUUUGCUCACUGUACAAGAACUUUGUUUGUUAAAGCUGACAUUACGUUCAGCUAGACAUUUGGUCGAACAGUUGGAAGGUUCUUCAACGGAUGAACAUUUAUCCGCAAGGUGUAGCCCUCUGCUUGAGAUCCUUCAAGGUUGCAAUUUUCUCAACCAGUUGGAGGAGAAAAUAGAGUUCUGUGUCGACUGUAAAUUUUCACAAGUACUUGAUAGGGCCAGCAAGGAGUUGGCUUUUAUUAGGUCCGAAAGGAAGAAAAACAUGGAAAGUUUGGAUACAAUGCUGAAGCAGACCUCAAAUCGGAUAUUUCAGGCUGGUGGAAUUGACAAACCACUGGUAACUGAACGUAGAUCACGGCUGUGUGUGGCAGUUAGAGCUUCCCACAGAUCGCUUAUUCCUGAUGGUGUAGUUCUAGAUGUUAGCAGUUCUGGAGCAACAUAUUUUAUGGAGCCUAGGGAGGCUAUUAAUCUGAACAAUGAGGAAGUAAGACUGUCUGACAAUGAGAAGAUGGAGGAGCGAGUGAUUUUAAGCCUUCUUACAUCUGAGAUUGCAGAAUUUAAGUCAGAAAUCAAACACUUAUUGUCUAGAGUUCUUGAUCUAGAUCUUGCUUUUGCCAGAGCUGCACAUGCCAAAUGGAUGGAAGGGGCUUGUCCAAUUUUUAGUUCAGAGAGUUCUGAGGGUUCUGCAUCCAGUUCAUUUCUCGUGAACAUUGAAGGCAUACAGCAUCCUUUGCUCCUGGAGUCCUCCUUGCAAAAAUCACCCAAUCUUGUUAAAUCUGUAUCCAAAAAAUCCAAAGAACAGUCCCUCAACAAUGAUUCCAAAACCCUAGUUAAAUCUCCUGUACCUGUUGAUAUCAAGAUUGUGGACAAUGUGAAAGUUGUCGUAAUAUCAGGACCUAAUACUGGAGGCAAAACUGCAUCCAUGAAGACCUUAGGACUGGCUUCUAUCAUGUUCAAAGCUGGCAUGUACUUGCCUGCUCAGAACAAUCCACAGCUUCCCUGGUUUGAUUUUAUUUUGGCAGAUAUUGGAGAUCAGCAGUCUCUUGAACAAAGUCUUUCUACUUUUAGUGGGCACAUUUCAAGACUUCGUAAAAUUUUGGAAGCCACAUCUGAAAAAUCUCUUAUCCUUAUUGAUGAGAUUGGCAGUGGAACUGACCCUUCUGAAGGUGUGGCUCUCUCUGCCAGCAUGUUGCAGUAUGUUGUUGAUAGGGUUAAAUUGGCUGUUGUCACAACACACUAUGCUGAUUUGACUCGAUUGAAAGAAAAAGACAAUCGAUUUGAAAAUGCGGCUAUGGAGUUUUCAUUGGAGACUUUACAACCUACUUAUAGGAUGCUUUGGCGAAGCACAGGAGAGUCAAAUGCUAUAAGCAUAGCUAAAUCAAUUGGCUUCAAUGGAAAGUUGAUUCAACGUGCACAAGAAUGGUUAGGCAAGUUGACUCCUGAAAAGAUGCAGAUGCAAAAAGGGUUGCUAUACCAGUCCCUUGCAGAGGAAAAAAAUAUAUUAGAAAUGCAGGCAACAAAAGCUGCUUCCCUACACUCUGAUGUUAUGAGUAUCUACAGCGAGUACUUGGUUCAGAAAGAUGACCUUGAUGGUCGUGUAGCAGCUCUUAAGGCUAAAGAAAGACAGCGGAUGUUAAAUGAAUUGAAAGCAGCAAAGACACAGAUUGCAAAUAUUGUACGUGACUUUGAGAACCAGCUCAGUAGUGCUGAUGCUAAUGAGUAUAAUGUGCUCCUGAAGAAGGCAGAAUCUGCAAUUAAUUCCAUUGUCGAAGCUCAAAGGCCUAGCAAUGAUCCUUCAAUUGGGGAUACAGCCAGCCAGUUUUAUGAACCCAAACCUGGUGAAAAGGUCCUUGUCAAAGAGUUGGGAAAUAAGUUAGCUACAGUUAUUGAAACGCCUGGGGAGGAUGACAUGGUCCUUGUGCAAUAUGGAAAAGUCAAAGUCCGUGUUAAUAAACGUACUAUAAGAGCGCUGGAAAAUGCUGACGUAAGUGGUGGAAUGGCAUCUGUAUCAAGUUCUAAGAGGCAGCAGGGUUUGGUAGUGAAAAAUCUCAAGGAUCUGAGGGAUUUCUCCGAAACAAUUAAUAAUGAGGAGGUUUCAUAUGGCCCUGCGGUUCAAACAUCCAAAAAUACUAUUGAUUUACGAGGUAUGAGAGGCGAGGAAGCAACUCGCGAGCUCGAGAUGGCCAUCAAUUCAAGAGGUCCAGGUUCAGUCAUUUUUAUCAUUCAUGGGAUGGGAACUGGGGUAGUGAAGGAGCGUGCACUCCAAUUGCUGAAAAGUCAUCCACGUGUAGCCAAGUUUGAGCAGGAAAGUCCUAUGAAUUAUGGUUGUACAGUUGCUUAUAUGAAGUGA
This is a messenger RNA of Oldenlandia corymbosa var. corymbosa, 4455 nucleotides long. The record is from the annotation of a GenBank genome assembly. Lineage: Eukaryota; Viridiplantae; Streptophyta; Magnoliopsida; Gentianales; Rubiaceae.